Ostertagia ostertagi is the source of this 3273-nucleotide messenger RNA. The record is from the annotation of a GenBank genome assembly. Lineage: Eukaryota; Metazoa; Nematoda; Chromadorea; Rhabditida; Trichostrongylidae.
AUGAUGAACAAGUUUGCCGAGUGGCAGAAUAGAACUAACAAGCUAGUACACAAACAACCCUACUCAAACAUUGAAAAAUUGUCAAUCCUUAUCAACUGCUGCAAAGGAGAUGCAGCAAGGUCCCUUCAAAUGGUGCCAAGAACAGGGGAGUCCUACGAGAAGGCUAUUAGUCAAUUGAAAAGUCAAUAUCAAGAUCCAAGGCGGAUCACAAUACAAAUGAUUCAAAAACUUAAAUCAAUGAAGCAGUGCCAAGAUGACCAUCGCUCCUUGAGAAAUAACCUAAGUGACAUUCAAGCUAUUAUAGCCACGUUAGAGAAACAAUGGGAGGCAGUCAAUACUACUAACAUGAGGAUCAUGAUCCUAGAAAAGUUCUCAAAAAGUAUUCAAGAGGAGAUGGCAAAGAAAGAAUUCGACUCAGGCAGCCUAUGGAGCAUGAAGGAUCUUCUGGAUAACUUGUCAACUGCAAUCAGACGCAGAGAGCACGUUGAUGGCAUAAGGGAGCCAUAUCAAAACGAACGCUCAAUCUUUCACACCAACACGACCGUUCUGUCAAAGUUGCAUUGCACUGGCUGCGGACAGCAGCACAGGUUUCAGCACUGUAACAAGUACCCGGACACUACACAGAAGAUUGAGCGUCUCCGCGAACUCAACGCUUGUUGGAAGUGUUUCAGCCUUAAACACCGUACAGCAUUCUGCAGAAAGCAGAACUGUUUCUAUUGCAGCGGUCCUCACAGUUACAUCAUAUGCCGUCAACGGCACUCUACGAAAGGAAACGAAGUCAAUCUCCCGGAAAACCCUUCAAAAGUCCAAAGCUAUUCACCUAACAGACAAACCUCCAGGAAUAGACAUUUCACUUCAAAUCGACGUAAUCAAUCGUCACCAAGGUCGUCGCCAAGACCAUUGUCAAGACGGCCAUUCAAUCAAAGCACAUUCAAACAUUCACCUUCACCUUCAAGAACCCCGGAGCGUCAAGUUCGAUUCAGUCAAUCCCCACAGACUAGAAGGAGAUCCGGGGAGAACGUCACGAUCCAAUUCAACAACGAGUUCACAGCCGCUUUUGCAAGCAGCAACAACGUACGUUUGAUGGUUGUCCCAGUCUACUUACAAUCAUGCAAAAGUCAUGAGAAGGAGGUCGUCCUAGCACUUUUGGACUCGGCCUCAGACCAAUCCUUCAUAUCAACAUCGCUUGUUAGAAGGAUGAGCUUUAAAAUUCAGAACGAGUCAACUAUUGUGGUGAAUACAUUUGGAGGUAAAGCAGAAAAAAGAAAGUCAAAAAGGGUGGUCACCUGUCUGUACAAUGCGGAAGGGGAUGGUAUGGAAGUUGAACUUUUAACAAACGAUCAACUCACCCCUCCUCUCCAAGUAGGUUCGAUACUCCCUCAGGACGAGAUAUUCAUUCAGGAUCACUUCCCCAGCAACGAAGCUCAACGGCUACUCCAUGGAGUUUGCGGCACAGUAGUGCCUGAAAUACUCAUUGGGAUGGACUACUUCAACGCAAUCAUGAAGCUCCACGAACCUGUAAUUCGCCUUCCUUCUGGGCUAUUCCUCACACCGACCAUAUUCGGACCCGUGUUGUCAGGAGUGGCUCAUAAGGAGUGCGAACAAUCUGAAAACGACCAUGUCUGUAGGGUUGUACACACCUGCACAGCGCUUGAUUCCAGUAAAACCGAUAUGGACAUUUCCGAGCUGUGGAAACUCAAUGCAAUUGGAAUAGAAGAUAUGAGUUCGGAAGAAGAAAUCAAUAAUAAGAUUGUGGCCGACUUCUAUUCAACGGUACAAAUCAAAGAUAACAAAAUAUUUGUGCGCUUUCCUUGGAAGUCAAAUAAGAACCGCCUGGCGAACAACUACAAUCUUGCCCUGAAUCUCAAAGAAGAAUGGCAAACGAUCUGUGACAAUGCAGCGGAAUUCGAAGUGUCGGUCCCUCGCGCAAUCACAUGCUUCGCAAUGAACAAUAGGUAUGAACUUCUCACAUUCGUCGACGCGUCGGCACGGUCGUUCGCUGCCGCAACCUACUUGCGAACGAUCGGUGUCAACGGUGUUACCCGUAGCAGUUUGCUCAUAGCCAGGCAGCGUUUGGCACCGAUAAAUAAGAAUGCGAAAACAGUGACAAUACCGAGAUUAGAGCUCUUGGCUCUCCUAAUUGGAGUCCGGUUAACGAACUUUGCGCUUCAAGAAAUGCACUUGUCAAUAAAGGAAGUCCACAUCUUUAGCGACUCACAAGUGACUCUCAACUGGGUUCAGUCAAACUCUAGGAACGGAACCUUUGUUAUCAAUCGAUGUCAAGAAAUUCGAAGCAAAAUUCAAAACUGGUCAGACAUAGAACACAAAGGGGACAAGGACUCCGGCUUAAAAGAACUGUCCCAUACAGUUCUUGCAAUCAAGUCUGACAUAGAGUGCCAGCCAUUACUCUUCCCCAGAGAAUAUUCAUCGUUACCAAAAUACAAAAGGGUUCUGUCACUAGUUAUGAAAUUUCUCAAAUUCAAAAUUUUCAACAAAGUCUCAACCACAAAUAAAGAAGUAUUGAAGAAAGCCAUACCUGAACUUGAGCGCAUUGCAGCCGACACACCGCUGGCGACCUUAACAGCAGCCGAUCUCCUGACGGCUGAAACACUUUUGAUCAAGUCAGCACAAAAGACGCUCACUCAAGAGAAGCUCACGAAACUCAGUAAUUUGCAAUUAUAUAGAGACGAAAACGGACUGAUCAGAUGUCGCGGAAGAAUUCACGCGAAACACUUAGCGAGAGAAACUCAAGAACCCAUUCUCCUUCCAGAAGCCCACAACUUCACCAGCCUGCUCGUCAAAGACAUCCACACUCGCUGUGGACAUCAAGGAGUUAACGGGACACUAGCCAAUCUUCGCUUGAAUUAUUGGCUCCCGAAAGGUCGGCAAAUAGUCAAGAAAUUGUUAAAGUCUUGUCUGGUCUGCAAAAAGUGGAAUUCGAAACCCUUUUUCUACCCUGAUUCUCCACCACUGCCACAUUCUCGAACGGAGCCGUCGCGGCCGUUUUUGCAUGUUGGCAUCGACCUCGCCGGCCCCUUUCAAGUGUUGAGCAGCGAAAACGGAGAAACAAAGAGAUGGAUUUUACUUUUAACGUGCAUGGUCACGAGAGCUGUGCAUUUGGAAAUCGUCAAUAGUUUGAGCGCCAUAGACUUUCUCAAUGGUCUACGUCGAUUUAUAGCAAGAAGGGGAAAGCCAGUGCUCAUAAUUUCCGAUAAUGCAACAAAUUUCACUUUAGGAUGCGAAAUAAUAGCAAGACUAAGUGAUCGCACUGAA